UGGCAGCAGCGUUGGCAGCGUUGGCGGCGGCGACGCGGGCGGGAGCGAGCCGGACUACCUACUGAGAGAGAGAGGAAAGGAGAGACAGAAACAUCCACCUGCUGUUCCACUCACCUAUGCAUUCAUUGGUUGAUUCCUGCACAUGCCCUGACGGGAUAGAACCGGCAACCUUGGCCUCUCGGGAGGACGCUCCAACGACCUGAGCUACCCAGCCAGGGCGCUGGGUUUGAUGUUGGUUCUGGCAGUUGUUAACUGUGAUUUGGGGCAAGAACUCUAUUUUAAGGAACUUUCAAAAAGAAAAAAACAAGUCAUGGAGAAGAAUGGGAAUAACCGAAAGCUUCGGGUGUGCGUUGCUACUUGCAAUCGUGCUGAUUAUUCUAAACUCGCACCAAUCAUGUUUGGCAUUAAAACGGAACCAGAGUUCUUUGACCUUGAUGUGGUGGUGCUUGGCUCUCACCUGAUAGAUGACUAUGGGAAUACAUACCGCAUGAUUGAACAAGAUGACUUUGACAUUAACACCAGGCUACACACGAUUGUUAGAGGGGAAGAUGAGGCAGCCAUGGUCGAGUCAGUAGGCCUGGCCCUAGUGAAGCUACCCGAUGUCCUUAAUCGCCUGAAGCCUGAUAUCAUGAUUGUUCACGGAGACAGGUUUGAUGCCCUGGCACUGGCAACAUCUGCUGCCUUGAUGAACAUCCGAAUCCUUCACAUUGAAGGUGGAGAAGUCAGUGGAACCAUUGACGAUUCUAUCAGACAUGCCAUAACAAAACUGGCUCAUUAUCACGUGUGCUGCACCCGAAGUGCAGAGCAACACUUGAUAUCCAUGUGUGAGGACCAUGAUCGCAUCCUUUUGGCAGGCUGCCCGUCUUAUGACAAACUUCUCUGUGCCAAGAACAAAGACUACAUGAGCAUCAUUCGGAUGUGGUUAGGUGAUGAUGUAAAGCCUAAAGAUUACAUUGUUGCUCUACAGCACCCGGUGACCACUGACAUUAAGCAUUCCAUUAAAAUGUUUGAGUUAACAUUGGAUGCACUUAUUUCAUUUAACAAGAGGACCCUAGUUCUGUUUCCAAAUAUUGAUGCAGGGAGCAAAGAGAUGGUUCGAGUGAUGCGGAAGAAGGGCAUUGAGCAUCAUCCUAACUUCCGUGCAGUUAAACAUGUCCCAUUUGACCAGUUCAUACAGUUGGUUGCCCACGCUGGUUGUAUGAUUGGGAACAGCAGUUGUGGGGUACGAGAGGUUGGAGCUUUUGGAACACCUGUGAUCAAUCUAGGAACACGUCAGAUUGGAAGAGAAACAGGGGAGAAUGUCCUUCAUGUCCGGGAUGCUGAUACCCAAGACAAAAUAUUGCAAGCGCUGCACCUUCAGUUUGGUAAACAGUACCCUUGUUCAAAGAUAUAUGGGGAUGGAAAUGCUGUUCCAAGAAUUUUGAAGUUUCUCAAAUCUAUUGAUCUUCAAGAGCCACUACAAAAGAAAUUCUGCUUUCCUCCCGUGAAGGACAAUAUCUCUCAAGACAUUGACCAUAUUCUUGAAACUCUGAGUGCUUUGGCUGUUGAUCUCGGUGGGACGAACCUCCGAGUUGCCAUAGUCAGCAUGAAGGGUGAAAUAGUUAAGAAGUAUACUCAGUUCAAUCCUAAAACCUAUGAAGAGAGGAUUAACUUAAUACUACAGAUGUGUGUAGAAGCUGCGGCAGAAGCUGUAAAACUGAACUGCAGGAUUUUGGGAGUAGGUGUCUCCACAGGUGGCCGUGUAAAUCCUCGGGAAGGAAUCGUGCUGCAUUCAACCAAACUGAUUCAAGAAUGGAACUCUGUGGACCUCAGGACUCCCCUGUCUGACACUUUGCAUCUCCCUGUGUGGGUCGACAAUGAUGGCAACUGUGCUGCCAUGGCGGAAAGGAAAUUUGGUCAAGGAAAGGGCCUGGAAAACUUUGUGACACUUAUCACAGGCACAGGAAUUGGCGGGGGAAUCAUUCAUCAGCAUGAAUUGAUCCACGGAAGCUCCUUCUGUGCGGCAGAACUUGGCCACAUUGUUGUGUCUCUAGAUGGGCCUGACUGUUCCUGUGGAAGCCAUGGGUGUAUUGAAGCGUAUGCCUCUGGAAUGGCCUUGCAGAAGGAAGCAAAAAAGCUACAUGAUGAAGACCUUCUCCUGGUGGAGGGGAUGUCAGUACCAAAAGACGAAGCCGUGGGUGCGCUCCAUCUUAUCCAAGCUGCGAAACUUGGCAACGUGAAGGCCCAGAGCAUCCUGAGAACAGCUGGAACGGCUUUGGGUCUUGGAGUUGUGAACAUCCUUCACACUGUGAAUCCUUCCCUUGUGAUCCUCUCUGGAGUCCUCGCCAGUCACUACAUCCACACUGUCAAAGACGUCAUCCGCCAGCAAGCCUUGCCCUCGGUUCAGGACGUGGAUGUGGUGGUUUCAGAUUUGGUGGAUCCUGCCCUGCUCGGGGCUGCCAGCAUGGUCCUGGAUUACACAACUCGCAGGGUCUACUAGGCUGCCCAGUAGUGGACAUGGACUGAAACUCAAGAGCUCCUCAAUGGAAUCAGGUUAUCUUUUUGAUGCACAUUUCUUAAAAAGCAAAUUUGAUUAUUUAAAUUUGAUAUAUAGCAGGUGACUUUGGCACAGAACUUUGUGCUUAUAGUCUCCUCUUCUGAAGUCACCUUUUCCAACUCCCAUUUUUGUAGAUGCUGCUCUUUCUUGGGUCAUUUCAGCUCAAACCCUGUAAAUGCCACUCAGUUUUCUGUGCUGAAAGGAGCUAUAGCAGCCUUCGGCCUCAGCUUACUAGGCAUACCCCUCAGACCUGCAGGCCUUGCUUAGGAAUGUGACCUUGAGACUGGAGUGUGGAUUACUAAUCCUUCCUCUUCUGACCCUAAACUUAGAUGGCAAAAAGAGAUCUAGUCAGGAAAUAGAAGAAAAUCUCACAUGGAAGGCUUAAGUGAACUUUAAGUGCCCAGUUUGAUAAACGUCAUAGGCAUGCACCUGUGAAACCAUUACCACAAUCGUGACAUUGGACAUAUCUGUCACCGCCCCCGAAGUUCCUUGUUAUUACUCUUCCAGAACCUUGAGAUACUUUAGAGCAGGGGUCUGAAUUACAGUGGCCUUAGUGACCUUGUGCUUAUCUUCUUAAGGACAGCUGAGAAGCCACUAGGAUUUACGGCCUCUGAAAGGAGAUUAACUGUCCCUAGGAUUUUUGCUACUGACAAGCAGACCCUCUCCUUUCAGUAACUUUUUGUACUUCGUUGAAUACGGCCCUGGAGUGCCUAUUAAGGUCAUGUUUGUGUGUCAGACCUAGAGCCCACAUCUGCAAAUCUGGUUUCCAGCCAAGAUUCCAUGCUUUCGCUGCUGUCAAGAUACAAAGGCCAAGGUUCUUGCUGUCAGUUGCAACCUGGAAGAAAAACUAAUAGCCACCAUUUACUUAAGUGCCUACUGUGUGCCAGGCUCUAAACUAAGUCCACCUCAAAUACAUUAUUCUAAAUUUUCACAGCCUGUGAAAUAGGUGUUUUAAUUCCCAGUUUAUAGAACCCCAAACUGUCCUAGUGUUUAAACAUACCUAAAGCUAUGUCCCUAGUGAGUCUCAGAGACAGGGUUUGAUCCCAGAUCCCUCCGCUUUUUCUGCUAAGCCACACAACCUCUUAUAUCAAAAAUUUUCAAAAUGUGAAUAUAUUCUAAUUUAGUGCAGACUUUCAAAAGCUUUAUUUAAUAUCUCAUUCGUAAUGCCUUGAUUUAUCCAUGGCACUAUCUGUAAGUAGCUAAUCCAAUCAGAUAUUUUAUGUGGUGUCAAUUUUGCCAGUAUAGGCUUUGGGCUAGUGAUAGGUUUUAUGGAUACUUUUUAGAUGAUCUAAAAAAGCAUACAAGCAUACGCAUAUGUUUCUCAACUAUUAUUUUAGGAGAACCUCAAAGUUUCUACAGUAAAUUCAGUAUUAGCAUAUAGAAUAAAAUGAAGGAAUCGAUAUUACAUUUGUACUUCCUUCCUGGUGGGUUAAUGUGAAAAAAUAGGUUGACUGAUUCUUAGAGCUCUACCAGCCCUGAAGUAGUCUCCAGGUCCUGGUUAUUGUUGAAACAUUCCUGGUGAUUCAUGGGUGGGACGUUAGUCUGCUCAGCAAUCAGUGUCUGAGGCAAGAUGGUAUACUCUGAAGGGGCAUCAGUUGUUCCUUGGUGAAAUCUGUGACCACUUUGUACACCAGACAAUUGCAUUGCUACCUAAGUAUAUGAAGGAUGGUACUGAAUCUAAAACCAAAUCUUAGUUUUUGUUAAGUUUGUGGAAAGGCUAAUAUAUUCCAACAUAAUUAUUACAUAUAGUUAAUAAUCAUACCUUAAUUUAUUUUAAUGUAAAUAUUUUUGUUACUGAGCCAAAUUCUAAAGAAAAAAUAAAUAUAUUUCCUUGCGGAAAUCCAA
This is a messenger RNA of Pteronotus mesoamericanus, 4381 nucleotides long. RefSeq names its product glucosamine (UDP-N-acetyl)-2-epimerase/N-acetylmannosamine kinase (gene GNE). The record is from RefSeq and is a predicted model, not a curated record. NCBI's taxonomy places the organism in Eukaryota, Metazoa, Chordata, Mammalia, Chiroptera, Mormoopidae. The coding region runs from base 230 to 2479 and encodes 749 amino acids. The transcript has 13 exons. Gene Ontology annotation, biological process: UDP-N-acetylglucosamine metabolic process. Gene Ontology annotation, molecular function: N-acylmannosamine kinase activity; hydrolase activity, hydrolyzing O-glycosyl compounds; UDP-N-acetylglucosamine 2-epimerase activity.